UUGGUGCGGAGGGCGGCAAAACUCACUGAUGAUGCCGGCGAAACGUUCGAGAAUGUACCAAGUCCACUGUCAGAUGCUGGGGAUCCUGACAACUACUAUGGCAGACGACUUCGGACUAGAUUGGGUAUCUCUGUAAAAGGGAAGCGAUGCAUUGAAUUGGGUGCUGGCAUUACAGGCCUGGCCAGUCAUGCUGCUUCACUUUCCGGCGCUAUUCGAGUUAUUGCAACCGAUAUUGAUGAAAAAGAUGAAUUGGCCCAUCUUGCCUCUGUCUCCGGAUCGCAUAUUUAUGAUGCUAAAAUUGUUUCUCAAAAUUCUCAUUGUAAAGGCCAAUUCGUGGGUACUCUUGCUAUGCUCCAACGCACCCUUGAAACUAAUCGAGAAGCUUUGCGAUCGGCAGGAGGAUGCCAAAUUGAGGCUGCCCCUCUUACGUGGGGCAGCGCAGAAUCCAGUGUUUUUAGUGAACCGUGGGACUAUAUCUUCGGAGCUGACAUCAUUUACCACUCGGCCACUUAUUCCUCGUUGGCAGACAGUAUAUACCGGCUAAUGAACUCAGGAGGCAAACUUAAUCAUCGGACAGAAGCGCUAUUAAUUUACAUGGAACGUGGUCUUGAUGAAGCCAUCUUUGUUGAACUAUUGCAGCAUAUUAAAGGCCUCGAGUUAGAAAAACUAGAAAUCCCGCCUAUUGAG
Messenger RNA from Protopolystoma xenopodis, 687 nucleotides. The record is from the annotation of a GenBank genome assembly. NCBI's taxonomy places the organism in Eukaryota, Metazoa, Platyhelminthes, Monogenea, Polystomatidea, Polystomatidae.